GCAUUAUGCUCUUGGCAAUUCUUAACCUAUAAAGUGUCGCAUUUCUGCGAAUCUGUAGAACAUAAACAGAGUUUAAUGAUAUAUGCAAAGUCUACUUCGCUCAAGUUGUGUGUAAACGUAUUAAAAUAUAUCAAAUGUAUGCACAAUGAAUAGUAUUGUCAACAACAGGAAUCGCGACUGUUUUGAAUGCAGAUUGUUGAGUGGUGGUGGUCUUUUCGCUGCUGGUUUAUAUGUCUAUCAUCAUUCCAAGCAAUAUCAUAAUCAAAUAGGAAAAGCAACAAUGUAUUCGAUUGCUUCUGUAUUAGUACUUCUUGGUACAACAAGGAUUUUGGACUUACCGCCGUUCCGAAAUAAAUUUAAGGACAGUUGAGAAGAGAAUUAUUUAAAUAAAUAAAUAUCUGUAAUCUAUGAAUAAUAAACUCGAUUUAAUGUACAUUGUAUACAUGUACAUAUAAUGAUUUUUUC
Molecule: messenger RNA, 465 nt
Organism: Ooceraea biroi (clonal raider ant)
Lineage: Eukaryota; Metazoa; Arthropoda; Insecta; Hymenoptera; Formicidae
Source: RefSeq, a predicted model, not a curated record